UCCACAACGGCCGCACGCACGGAACAGGGAAUGAAUGGCACACCCGGAUGUCGGAAGUUGUGCUGUAGCCUACUAUGUGUCUUACAAACAUAUUUGUAAAUACGGUCGCAGUUAUUUGUUCAAUAUAGCAUCGUGUCAGGGUGACAUCACGGGAAAACUCGGUUGAGAUAGUGCGGAUACAUUUCAGACCGAACAGCUGUCAGGCACCAAAGAUACAGUCAUGAGUCCAUCAGUGCGUUUGCCGGAGUUGAUCCGGGUCAUCCGCAGUGCUCGGACGCAGGGUGAGGAACGGGGCAUCAUCCAGCGAGAGUGUGCGGAUAUACGGGCACAGUUUCGACAGGGUGACAAUGGGGAGCGAUCGCACAGCCUGGCAAAGCUACUGUAUGUGCACAUGCUGGGGUACCCUGCACAUUUUGGCCAGAUGGAGUGUGUACGUCUAAUCGCCAGUCCCAGAUACAGCGAGAAGCGGAUUGGUUACCUGGGAGCAAUGAUGCUGUUGGAUGAGAAACAGGAUGCAAGUCUUUUGAUGACCAACUCUAUUAAAAAUGAUCUGUCUCAUAGCAGUCAGUAUGUUCAGUCUCUGGCUCUGUGUACUUUGGGAUGCAUGGGCUCAGCUGGGAUGUGUCGAGAUCUGGCACCAGAGAUCGAACGACUACUCAGGGCCUCUAAUUCGUAUAUCAAGAAAAAGGCCAUCCUGUGUGCUGUUCACAUCGUAAGAAAAGUCCCAGAGCUUGGAGAACUGUUCACACCAUCAGCAAAGUCUUUGUUGUCAGAGAAGAACCAUGGAGUUUUACACGGUGCUGUAGUUUUAAUAACUGAAUUGUGUGAGAAGAACCAUGAUACUCUUGGGCAGUUUCGCAAGGCUGUGCCAGAUCUGGUUCAGAUUAUGAGAAGUCUUGUGACAUCCAGCUAUUCUCCAGAACAUAACAUAGCUGGUAUCAGCGACCCCUUUUUACAGGUGCGCAUUCUUCGGUUGCUAAGGAUUUUGGGACACAAUAAUGAUGCUGCUAGUGAAGCCAUGAAUGACUUGCUGGCACAGGUGGCCACAAAUACAGACAGCAGUAAGACUGCGGGCAGUGCUGUGCUGUAUGAAACAGUUUUAACUAUCAUGGACAUCAACUCAGAGAGUGGGCUUAGGGUCCUUGCUGUAAACAUUCUGGGGAGGUUUCUUCUUAAUAAUGACAGGAAUAUUCGUUAUAUAUCGAUGACAUCACUCCAGAAGAUAGUGCAGACGGACCACAAUGCAGUGCAGCGGCACAGGGGCACUAUUGUGGACUGCCUGAAAGACCAAGACACCUCGGUGAAACGUCGAGCUUUAGAACUGUCACUCGCUCUGGUGUCGGCUGCGAACAUUCGCUUAAUGAUGAAGGAGCUCCUUAUUUUUCUUUCAACCUCUCCCGUCGAGCUUCGAUCUCAAGCUGCCUCUGGCAUCUUCAACGCUGCCGAAAGGUAUGCCCCUUCUAAGCGCUGGCACAUUGAUACCAUCCUGCAUGUGCUCACCACGGCAGGGGGCGACGUAAGAGAUGAGACCGUGCCCAACCUAAUCCAACUCAUCACAACUGCCUCUGAGCUACACUGUUACACUGUUCAAAAGCUCUAUAGAGCACUGGUUAAAGAUAUUUCACAACAAUCUUUGGUCCAGGUAGCGUGCUGGUGUAUAGGAGAAUAUGGAGACCUGCUGCUCAAAGGAGAAUGUGAGGAGAUUGAAGCUGUGCAGGUUACAGAGGAUGACGUCUUGGAUGCUUUAGAAACAGUUUUACAUUCUCACAUGUCAUCACCGGCAACCCGAGGCUUUGCGCUCACUGCUACCAUGAAGCUGAGCACUCGCAUCACAGAUAAUGUCGAUCGAAUCAGAAGUAUUGUCAGUAUAUACGGCAGCUGUAUUGACCUGGAACUUCAACAAAGGGCAGUGGAGUAUAAUGCGCUCUUUAAGAAAUAUGACCACAUGAGAGCUGCAGUGUUAGAGAGAAUGCCAGUGAUGGAUAAAAACUCACCUGGCCACACCAAUGGAGACAUAACAGGAGAUCUGGUUAAGGAGCCUGAACUAUCCAAACCAGUUGAGGCAGGAUUACCCUCCCAAUCGACAAGCGAGGUGUGUGACCUUUUGGAUCUCUUGGGUGGAACCGAUACGCCCAUCCCGGCCCUUACGAGCACUCCACCAUUAACUACUUCUAGUGCUGGAGAUCUUCUUGACCUUCUGGGAGGACUGGAGCCUACGCCAGUGGUUCCCAAUGAGACGGUCUACGAGAAGAAUGGAAUAACCCUAAAGUUACAAUGUGACAGACAGACAGAAACAGAUGUCACAGUCACCCUCAUUGCUUCUAACUCCACUAUGAAUGACAUCACCAACUUCACUCUGCAAGCAGCAGUACCAAAGAGUGUUCAGCUGCAAAUGAAGGCUCCGAGUGGUAAUGUGAUUCCAGCCCACGGCCUCGGUCAAGUCACACAAACUGUUUUACUCAACAACCCUAACAAGGUGAGCCUAAAGAUGCGAGUCCGAGUGUCUUACUCUCAUCAGGGCACAAUGUGUCAGGACAUGGUACAGAUCGACUCCUUUCCAAGCCCUGUCUGGAAGUGACAGCCAUAAGUGAGCCCCUUGUGAAAGACCUGCAUAAGUCCAGUCCACCUUGAGGCGAAGCUUCAUGUCAUCUGUUUCAUCAAGACAGACACUACGCUAUCUGGCAGCUGUCUUUCAGCUCUGUCUUUUGGCUACAUGACACAAGUCAUUGAUUAUUGCUGGUAGACGUGAACUGAAGUGCUGUCUCAGCACAGAUUUUAUAUGACAGAUGUUUUUGAACAUUCAGAGAGUAAAUACUCAAACUAAUUCACACAUUUUUAAGCUCUUUGCACCAUGCCACACAGGAGGUGGUUUCCAUUAGGACUUUUUGUUUUUACAAACUUUACUUGUAUGGGACAAACAAUGUUUUCAGGUAUGUUGAUGUUUUCAGUUAAAACCAAUCAAAGAAGCAUUUUAGUCUGGGAUUAGUCUUGAACCUGAAGUCUGGGAAACCACCCCUAAAAAUCAAUCUGUUAACAAGUAAGGCCCUGUCCCAAAUGGCGCACUUCAUGUGGACUUUUGGUCUCGUAGCCUUAAAUUGCGCGUUCUCGCUUAGUCUAUGAGUCCGUAGGGUGUCCCAUCUGUCAUUUUUACGCUUUGAAGUGUGCUCAUCAGCGCCUCCUUUCCCCCCUUGAUGCGGUCUUCAGCGAAGCCCGCACUGCAGCAGUCUUCACGCACUUUCCCAACCCAGAAGUCCUUGCAAAAGGGCAAUCAGACGAGGGAAGGGAGGAGUUCACACUGACGGGCAACUUCUCCACCUAUUUCCGGUGUGAUGCUCGAGUCUGUCCCAAAAUACGACUCCGGUGCACCCACGUGGACUCGCAUCAAGGGUCCCUAAAGUCUGGACUACGUGAUGUCAUCAAAGUGUGGACUCUGAGGAGGACCACAAGUCCGGAGUGUGCCUUUUGGGACAGGGCGUAUAUGAACUUGAGUUUCAGGUUUUAUCUGAAGUAACCAGAUUAAUUCCUAUGUAGUAGUGAUGGGCGAUUUGAAGCACUGCUUCAUGAAGCCUCAAAACAUUUACGAAUCUUUGUUGUGAAUCAGUGGUUCGGAGUGUGUUUCAAACUGGCCAAGUCAUGUGAUUUUAGCAAACGAGGCUUCAUUACAUCAUAACUGUUUCGAAAAUCCACCUGUUCACCACUGGGAGAUUGAUCACAAAGCAAACCCAUUGACCAGUGUCAUAUGGUUAGGUUAACUUGAGUCAGUUUUAUUAUGCAAGUAAUAUUUUGCCUUCUUUUUGUUUUUAUACAGAUUUUAAAGUGUUAAUAUACUGUUUGCCCUGAAUUAAACUAAAAACACAGAAUACACUUUUAUCUAAAGUUUUUAGGUUAAAUAAUUGUUUCUCAAAAACAUAUUUUUAGAAAAAUCUUAAAAUGAUUGUGAAUUUUUUUUUAAAGAAAUUGGUUCAAUUGAUUUGAAGCUUCGACGAGCUUAGUUUCUCCCAUCACUACUAUGUAGGCAGAUGUUCUGCAUGUUAAGCCUCCUAACCAGUUAGUCUACUCUGAAAACUAAUAACAUAAGAUGUGAUGUCAGUU
Paramisgurnus dabryanus is the source of this 4092-nucleotide messenger RNA. RefSeq names its product adaptor related protein complex 1 subunit gamma 2 (gene ap1g2). Gene Ontology annotation, biological process: vesicle-mediated transport; intracellular protein transport. Lineage: Eukaryota; Metazoa; Chordata; Actinopteri; Cypriniformes; Cobitidae. The record is from RefSeq and is a predicted model, not a curated record. Gene Ontology annotation, cellular component: Golgi apparatus; AP-1 adaptor complex; membrane coat.